CGAGUUCAAAUUGCGAUGGCGGACCUCCAUCGAGACAUGGAGAAGCUGGCCGUUGACCGCUUGGGAACGUCUAUGAGGCGUCUGAAUGAAGCCAUCGACAGCAUUCGCGCUGUUCGAAUGGAUCCUUCCGUGGACAUUGAAGCCAAAAUCCUUCAAGUUCUGCCCCUUGCACCAAACAACAGCAUCAGCGAACGGCUACUCGCUCUUGUCGACGCCUUGUCUGAAGCAAUCGCGGAAGCCGAAGCUCUGGAAAGCUCUCGAGAUCCUCCUGUGAACAAAACCAAGCCUCGAGCGCCGUUGUGCCUGCUCAGUCUUCGCGACUACACCACCGUACAAGCAGCCGUCGAACUGAUCCUCGUCUGGGGUGCGUAUCCGUGCGUCGAAGCUGGCAUUCUCACGCCAAUCCCUCAACGUGUGGUGGCCAAGACCUUCAAGAUUGACCGCGCCAUGGUCCAACAUGUGGCCACGCUGGAAUCAAAUCCCUCGACGCCUGCUCAUUUGGACAACGUCCUGCGGGGUUUAUUGCACGUUCUCGAGUUGUCUCAGUUCAAACCGAUGCUGUUACCAGCCUACUUGGCCGACUUGCUUGCGUGUUUGGUGUAUCGCAUCCACUGCCAGCCGUCCCCUCCGCCCACCGCCGCAGCGGCCCGACUGCAGCAGCUCAUGGAUGUCUUGCCCAUUCGUGUGUUCAUGGGCAGCCUGCGCGGCGUCCUCGCGACGCCACAUGCCAACACGACGUUCAAAGCGCAAUGUGGACAUCUCCUAUCCCAGUGCGUGCUGAAGGACGGCGGCGUACUCGCGACCAUCGAAAUGCUGCUGAGCUCCGUCGACGACGGCAACACCCAAGCGCGGCUACACGUGGCAGCGCUAGUCGCUAGAUGUCCUCGUGCGCUCACGACCACCCAAUACCUGCUCGCGAUCGGGCCCCAGGUCAUGUGGCUGCUCACAUACCCCACGACCAAACUGGUGCGAGAGGUGGCGGGGUUGACAGUGUCGCAGCUCAUCCUCGACCAUCCCAUCGACCUUGUGGACCAGUGUGUCUUGCGGCCGUUGUUCCUUCCGCUCUUGCGCUUCAGCCUGCCUCCGCCAUCCCCUGCGACAGUGUCUGACGGCAUUGCGUUUAUUUCCACGGAAAACGAGCUCGACGCGUGCAUUUCCGCGUUAAAGUGCAUGCUACUCGGACCGGUGCCGCCGGCGCCCGUCUUGGAAGCCCUUGUGCCUGUAUUUCGACCUCUGGUGUACCUGGACGCCUUCGCCCGUGCCAGUAAAGCAUACGUCCACGCUGACACGCAGCAGCUUCUUCUGCUGUUUGUACAGCAGCUGCCAUCGGCCGCCUCCCGCCUUGCAUCGUGUGUACUGCCCUCGUCCACGCCCCUUCGCCCGUCGCUGUGCCCCGACGACUGUACGACACCGCGUCACUCCACGUCCCAAGUGGUGUAUUGCGCCGGCGGAUCGGGGGGGGUGGGGCUGCGACAGGACCAACCACAUGAUGAUAACGUCAUCAUUGAUAACGUCAUCGACGCGAUCGUGGAUCUGUUGGGGCAGCCUCAACUGGACGACCAGAACAAUGUGGUCGUGGGCGAACUGUUUUCGCACCUGUUGACAACAUACAUGCACUUGAAGACAUCAUCUCAUUUGGAACCAUCAAACGAUCGAAGCAAGUCUUCCGACACGGGAAGCAUGCGACUGCUUCUUCGGCUCACGGAAGACCUAGGCCCUGCGGUGUUGCGCAGCGGGGUCCUUGUGCUGCAGUGCUUGGUAACGGUGCUCUCCAUGUACACAAACCAGGAUGCUGAUGCUAUUGGUGACAACGAUGCUGACGACGAUGACGACGACAUGGACGUGCUCAGUGUGGGGCUGAGCAUGGCUACGACGAUCGUCCAGGCAGGCGCCGCCGCGCGCUCGGCGGACGAGGAAGCCCUCCUCACGCAGAUGCUGGUGCCGUUGGAACAGCUGGCGAGGCACCCCAAGGCGCCGAUUGCGGAGAUGGCCAGUGACUUGUGUCUGCACAUCCUCGCUCGCUCCGCAGACGACCACAAGCAGGACGUCAUGACGGCAGCGCAGUCGUUCGCGGAGAUGCUGGAUAGGUCCAAAGCCGACUUGCAGAGCGCCCAAGUGCCGCUGCGGGCGCGGGGUCUGGCCCGACUCACGCGGUGGAUUCGACGACGCCAGCCUGUGGACAACGUCGAGGCGUUGGUGGCGCUGUGUGUGCACCACCUGGCAGACGCAGACAGCUACGUAUAUCUGGCCGCCGUUCAAGUACGUCGUAAUUUAUCCUCCGUGGUGAAGGGUAUGCAAAAGACGAUGGUAUAUAUAUAUAGGCUUUAGCUGGGCUGGGGGAUGUGUACGCAGACAAGACGAUUCCACUGCUGCUGGACGCACUAGCGCAAGACGCCACGUAUUCGGUGGAGCAGCGAAUCAAGCUCAGCGAAGCGCUCUUAUUUACAGCUAGACGGUGUGGCGACGUCAUGCCCAAGUACGGCCGAGCAUUUGUAUUUGGGUACUUGCGAUGUAUUCGCUCGAGAAAGCUUCCCAACGACGCCAACGAAAUCGAGGAAACCACGCUACGAGCUAGUUGCUUGUCCAACUUGGCCGAAGUGUGUGGCCUGCUCCACUGGGCCAUCUCCCCGUACAUCACCGACGUGGUGGGGUGUGUGCGGGGUAUCUUGGAGACGGAGCGAUUGGCCACGGAUGCCCACAUUGCCCUUCGUCGAGGCGCGGUGUUUGUCUUGUAUAAUAUGUUGCAGGUAUGUACUAUUCAUACAUAUGUGGAAAGGAAUCGAUGAUGGAUCGGAUGGUGGUGUUGGUAGUUGAUGGGGCGAGACAUCCUCGAAGCAGUGCCAGAUGCGAUGACCCCCAUCUACCGGCUCUUGAAAAUGGAAGCGUCGACGGAGAAGGACGCCGUGUGCCGGUUCCAUGCCGAGAAUAGCGUCAAGGCACUGGACACGAUCAUGCGCGGCGAGCUGUUCAACGUUGGCCAAGCCAGCAGCAGCCGUCCUGGUGGCCUGCCGUCGCUUAUCUUCUUGAACCAAGACGAACGUUAAAUCGAAUAACGUAAAAGUCCAAUUUAAGGU
Molecule: messenger RNA, 3074 nt
Organism: Aphanomyces astaci
Lineage: Eukaryota; Oomycota; Saprolegniomycetes; Saprolegniales; Verrucalvaceae
Exons: 9
Coding region: 16-2328 (770 amino acids)
Biological process (GO): protein secretion
Source: RefSeq, a predicted model, not a curated record